Lactuca saligna is the source of this 1500-nucleotide messenger RNA. Lineage: Eukaryota; Viridiplantae; Streptophyta; Magnoliopsida; Asterales; Asteraceae. The record is from the annotation of a GenBank genome assembly.
AUGGAGGAUUUCAAUCUAAAUAUUGAUAUAGAAGCAGAGUUCAAUGGAUGUCAAAGAAUGGGUGGUCAAAGAAAUGAAGAUAGUGUUGAAGAAGAUGAUUUGGAGGUAAUUGACAAUGACGAGUGGGAUUCACUAAGUGAUGACUCAGGGGACAACAGGAAAAGAAGAGAAAUGAUCAAAGAGCUGGGGAAACAAACCUUAUGUUCUGCUGGUGAGGUGCACAAGGUAGCUUUUCAUAUUGGGCAGAAAUAUAAAGCCAAGAAAGAAUUGAAAGAUAAAAUUGACCUGCAUGCUUUAGAGACAAGGAGGAAUAUCUCAUUCACAAAAAACGACAAGAGUAGAUUAAUAGCUGUUUGUGAUGGAACUGUAGUUUUAAAUGCAAGUGGGGUAGGUGGACCUACCUCUGGGAAAAAGGAACCAAGCUGCCAAGCUGAUAAUGGAGCUAAUACUACAACAGUUGAUGACUAUGAACCAUUUGUAGAGGAUUACUCACUUUAUGCUGAUUAUGAUGCUGAGUUUAAUGUUCAAACUUCAUUUGAAAAACAACCAGAAGUGGAUUAUCUAGAGGGUAUGGUGAGUGAUGAUAGUGGAGAUGCUUUCUACUCUGAGAGUGGCCAUGGUUCUGAGGAUAGUGGAGAUGAUUCUGAUGACAGUGAAUACAAUGUGGAUGAGUCUAACAUACAAUUUGAUGUAGAUGUAGACAUGAGUGAAUUCCAUAAUGCUGUUGAUGUAGAUGAACAUGGAAUCUUGAACAAUCAUUCAAAAGAUGAUGGGAUUGGAGUGGUUGACUUUGAUAAUGAGUUGGAAGUUAUUGCCACUGAUGAUUAUCAAUUUGCAGGAUUUCAUGAAGAUGAUAGGAAGAGACUGCUAAAAGAGUUGAGUAAGUCAAGUACAUGCUCACAUGGAGAGGUUCAUGUUAAACCAUUUCAGAUUGGUCAGGUCUUCAAAACCAAGGUUGAUGUUAAAAACUACAUGAACUCACAUGCUGUAGCAACAAGGAGGUUAUCAACAUGGAAAGCCAUGUAUUUCAACAAAAUUGAUCCAUUGAAUGGACGUACAAUGUGGCCUAAAAGUGACUGCCCAUUCACUUUACUUCCACCAAAACAUAAGACACAGGUUGGGAGGCCUAAGAAGAAGAGAAGAAGGGGUGUUGAUGAGCCAAACAGCCAAGCUGUUACAAUGGCGACCCUCUCCUCCAAUCGAUUCUUUGAUCUUAUCAAACCUGGAAUCACCACCAAUGCCCUAGCACACAUAGGGGGAUCAGACCAUCGAAUGAAACCACAUCUUUUACAGUUCCAAAAUUACCUUCCAGGGUUACGAUCCGUCCAUGAAGUGAUCUUCGUUGCUUCAUUCCCACAUCUGCAAGUCACCAUCUUUGAAUCAGAAGCGAUUGGAUGUCGUGAAGGGUACAACGGUCGAGCAACAGUGGAAAGGAGGAGAGAUGAUCGACUGAUGAAGCUAAAGGAUUUGCCCAAAAAUCGGACAUGCAAUUUCUUUUAA